UCAAUUUGUUGGAGUGGCCGUAAAUGUAAAUUUUAAAACUUCUGUUUGUAUCGUCGCACCUGUGCUCUGUGCAUCGAUCCGAAGAGCUUAAUCUGUCCAUCAAUGGCGUCCCAAAACCCUAACCCUAAUCGUGUGCCCAUGUACCCGCAAGUCAUCGACCCCACCGCCCCUCCCAUCUACUCCUCCAAUUCCUCCUCCUCCCUCUACCCUACAAUCGACAUGACAGACCUCGCACAAAACCUUUUCCCCAAUUCCGACGAAGGAAAGUCGCCUGGAUCGCAACCCGCCAAAGCCUCCGCCCCUCCGCAGUGCGUCGACGAGACGCUCAUUACAAUUCCCGGCGUCAUCCUCCACCUGAUCGACAAGCAAUACUCCGUCGAGCUCGCCACCGGUGAUCUCCGUAUCGUGCGCCUCCGCCAGGGCGAUAACACCCUCGCCGCGUUGGCUUCAGUCGCCGACGACGUACAAUGGCCGUUGACCGCCGACAUCGCCUCCGUUAAGCUCGAUUCUUUCCACUACUUCUUCUCCUUCAAGGCGCCCGACGAUCCAGACUCCGGCGAAGACGCCAAAAAGGGGAAGAAGAAUCACGAUAAAGAUAAAGUGGAAAACGAAAUGUUGAGCUACGGUUUAACGAUAGCUUCCAAGGGUCAGGAACGCCUGCUCAUCGAAUUGGACACUAUCCUGGAAACAUUCAGUAAUUUCUCCGUGCAAAAGGUGGAGGAGAAGGCGGCUGUGGCCAUGGCAGGAGCGGCGGCUCGUGAGAUCACGCCAGGGGAAUUAAAAGCAGACACAAAGAAGAAAGCUGAGGUGGAAGGGCAAUGUGCAGCUUACUGGACAACAUUGGCUCCAAAUGUAGAAGAUUACAGUGGGACAGCUGCAAAGCUCAUUGCAACAGGCUCCGGGAAGCUGGUUAAGGGCAUCUUAUGGUGUGGAGAUGUCACCAUGGAUCGAUUAAAUCGUGGAGAUGAAGUUCUGAGGAGCAGGAUGGCUCCUGGUGAAGUCAAAGAAAUCGAUCCUGCUACAUUGAGGAGGAUCAGAAGGGUUAAGCGAGUGACGAGUAUGACAGAAAAAGUAGCUUUAGGGGUGCUCUCAGGAGUUGUGAAGGUCUCGGGAUUCUUUACUGGUUCGAUUGCGAAUUCGUCAGUUGGAAAGAAGUUUUUCAGUCUCUUGCCUGGGGAAAUUGUGCUUGCUUCUCUCGAUGGAUUCAGCAAAGUUUGCGAUGCUGUUGAAGUAUCCGGGAAGAAUGUGAUGUCAACAUCUUCCACCGUGACUACUGGACUUGUAUCUCACAAGUAUGGCGAAGAGGCAGGCAAGGCAACGAGCGAGAGUUUGGAUGCUGCAGGGCACGCCAUAGGGACGGCAUGGGCAGUAUUUAAGCUCCGGAAGGCACUAAAUCCUAAAAGUGUAUUAAAGCCCACAACUCUUGCCAAGUCUGCGGCUAAAUCAGCCGCUGCUGAAAUGAAGGCAAAAGGCUCCAAGUAAAUUAUUCAAUCCGAAGGUACGAUAAUCCAUGUGUUUGUUGUGUGUGUGUAUAUAUAAAUAUGUUUACUUGUCUUCACGGCAUCAUUCAUUCGUUUCUUGUCAAUUAUGCUAUGCUAUGUUAGUUGCAAAGGCUAUUGAACACAGUUGAUGACAUUGCAAUCAAAAUUUUUGCUA
Andrographis paniculata is the source of this 1656-nucleotide messenger RNA. Its product is annotated as protein EARLY-RESPONSIVE TO DEHYDRATION 7, chloroplastic-like. The record is from RefSeq and is a predicted model, not a curated record. Gene Ontology annotation, cellular component: plasma membrane. Bases 103 to 1482 code for a protein of 459 amino acids. The transcript has 4 exons. NCBI's taxonomy places the organism in Eukaryota, Viridiplantae, Streptophyta, Magnoliopsida, Lamiales, Acanthaceae.